Acanthosepion pharaonis is the source of this 930-nucleotide messenger RNA. Lineage: Eukaryota; Metazoa; Mollusca; Cephalopoda; Sepiida; Sepiidae. The record is from the annotation of a GenBank genome assembly.
AUGUUGCUCUCUUCAUAUAUGUAUAUCUAUCUAUUUCACUCUAUUCAUACCUAUCGAUUUCCUUUUCGUCUUCAUUCUUCCCUCUCUCUCUCUCUCUCUCUCUCUCUCUCUCUCUCUCUAUCUAUCUAUCUAUCUAUCUAUCUCUUUCUGUUCAUAUGUCUAUCUAUCUAUCUAUAUCUUUCUGUCUUUUUUCCACACUUUUCUCUUCUUUCUUUUCAAUUUCUUAUCUAUCUAUCUAUCUAUCUAUCUAUCUAUCUAUCGUUCUGUCUAUCGUUCUUUCUAUUGCCCUCUGUUCAUUACUAUCUAUCUUUCUAUCUAUUGUUCUGCCUAUUCACUCAUUCCAUAUCUACUUAUCGUUCAAUAUCGUCCUUUCUUUUGAAAUAUUUUUUUUCUUAUCCAUUUAUCUAUCUAUCCAUUUCCUUUUUCGUCUUUAUUCUCUCUUACGCUCUCUCUCUCGCUCUCUCUCUCUCUCUCUCACUCUCUCUCUCUGUAUCUAUCUAUCUAUCUAUGUGUCUGUCUAUCUAUUUUUCCUCCCUUUCUCAACCAAUUUUGAUUGUCUUUUCUUUUGAAAUACACUUUCUUUCUCACUUUCCUAUCUAUCUAUCUAUCUAUCUAUCUAUCUAUCUAUCUAUCUAUCUGACUUCGUUCCUUAUCUAUCUAUCUAUCUAUCUAUCUAUCUAUCUAUCUAUCUAUCUAUCUAUCUCAGUCCGUUCAUAUCUAUCUAUGCCUCUCCAAUAUCUAUCUAUCUAUCUAUCUAUCUAUCUAUCUAUCUAUCUAUCUAUCUAUCUAUCUAUCUAUGUGUCUGUCUAUCUAUUUUUCCUCCCUUUCUCAACCAAUUUUGAUUGUCUUUUUCUUUUGAAAUACACUUUCUUUCUCACUUUCCUAUCUAUCUAUCUAUCUAUCUAUCUAUCUAUCUAUCUAUCUAUCUGA